AUGGAUUCGGCGGAGAAGGGUUUGCUCGUCGUGAUCAGGGACGACGGAGGAGCAGAAGAAGAAGUUAACCCUAAAGAUGGAUUUUGCCGGGAGAUGAGGAGGCUCGGUUACAUCGCAGGUCCGAUGAUCGCCGUGAACACGUCCUCUUAUUUUGUCCAAGUGAUAUCGAUAAUGAUGGUUGGUCAUCUCGGUGAGCUUUUCCUCUCAAGCACCGCCAUUGCCCUUUCUUUCUGCAGCGUCACCGGUUUUAGCCUCGUCUUUGGAUUAGCUACUGCGUUGGAGACUUUAUGUGGACAAGCGAAUGGAGCAAAGCAAUUUCAAAGGCUUGGAGAACAUAUUUACACAGGGAUCUUCUCUUUGUUCAUAGUUUGUAUACCUUUGUCUGUUCUAUGGAGUUACAUGGGUGAGAUACUCUCUCUUGUUGGACAAGAUCCUCUUGUUUCUCAAGAAGCUGGCAAGUUUGCGACGUGGCUUAUCCCGGGGCUCUUUGGUUACGCGGCAUUGCAGCCGCUCGUUAGGUUUUUCCAGGCGCAGAGUUUGAUCUGGCCUUUGAUUAUGAGCUCGAUCUCUGCUCUUAUAUGUCACGUUGUUCUCUGCUGGAGCUUGGUUUUCAAGUUUGGGUUUGGGAGUCUUGGUGCAGCUGUUGCGCUUAGUGUUUCUUACUGGCUAAACGUGACUGUUCUUGGAUUGUACAUGACGUUUUCUUCCAGCUGCAAGAAGAGCCGUGCAGCGAUCUCGAUGAGUGUGUUUCAAGGAAUGGGAGAGUUUUUCCGGUUUGGAGUCCCAUCUGCUUCUAUGAUUUGUCUUGAGUGGUGGUCAUUCGAGUUUCUUGUCAUGCUCUCUGGGAUUUUACCUAAUCCGAAGCUAGAAACCUCUGUUCUCUCAGUGUGUCUAUCAACAAUCUCCUCAUUGUACCAAAUACCAGAGAGUCUAGGAGCAGCAGCAAGUACAAGAGUUGCAAACGAGUUAGGAGCAGGAAACCCUAAACAAGCUCGAAUGGCUGUCUACACAGUGAUGGUUAUAACAGUUGUAGAAUCAAUAUUAGUGAGUGCAAUAGUCUUCGCUGCAAGGAACGUAUUUGGUUACCUCUUCAGCUCUGAAGCCGAAGUUGUGGAUUACGUUAGAUCAAUGGCUCCUCUAGUUGCUUUAUCGGUCAUAUUUGAUGCCCUACACGCAGUUCUUUCCGGUGUGGCAAGAGGAUCAGGGAGGCAGAAUAUAGGAGCUUAUGUAAACCUAGCUGCGUAUUAUAUAUUUGGAAUACCAACAGCUAUUUUAUUAGGUUUUAAGUUGAAGAUGGGAGGAAGAGGAUUAUGGAUUGGGAUAACAGUUGGGUCAUUUGCACAAGCUCUUUUGCUUGGUCUUAUCGUUGGCCUCACCAACUGGAAACAACAGGCGAGGAUGGCGAGAGAGAGAGUGAUGGGUGAUGAGUCUGAAGAGAAAGAUAAUGACGAACAUGAAGAGUUGCUGAUCAGCUAA
Microthlaspi erraticum is the source of this 1476-nucleotide messenger RNA. The record is from the annotation of a GenBank genome assembly. NCBI's taxonomy places the organism in Eukaryota, Viridiplantae, Streptophyta, Magnoliopsida, Brassicales, Brassicaceae.